UUUCCAGUCAAUGGUGUUGUGGAGUUCAAGAGCACGGAUAUGGGAUCUUUGGCAUCAUUUCAGUGCAAUUUAGGCUACAACAUGACUGGAAGUCCAACAAGUAUUUGUCAACUAGUUGGCACUCAGUUGCAGUGGUCUGACAAGACACCAAAUUGUACAGUGAUAAAGUGUCCAAGCCUCUCUCAUCCUUUGAAUGGCUAUUUAUUAAGGCAUGAUGUUUCUUACAACACGACUGUCUCUUUUGGCUGCAAUCCUGGUUAUCGUUUGAAGAAACAUUGGACAAUAACUUGUCUAAUUUCAGGCCAGUGGAGUGGUGCCUCACCUCAUUGUGAAUUGGCAAAGUGCUUGGUACCUCGACCUCCUCUUAAUGGACAAGCGUUAUACAACAGUACCAGGUUUGGAUCGUUGGUGUUAUUUCAGUGCAACUCUGGCUACAAGUUGGUGGGAAGUACAACUAGUUCGUGCAAACUACAAGGCUCUCAACUCCAAUGGUCUAGGCAACCGCCCACUUGUCAAUUGAUUGUAUGUCCUACUCUGUCUGGACCAAUGAAUGGCUGGCUGUCAAUAUCUGAUGUUGGCAAUAGCAAAUUAGUGACUUACAAUUGUAAUCCAGGCUAUCAUCUUAAGAAUGGAAGUGCCACAAGAUAUUGUUUAGUCUCAGGCGAGUGGAAUGGAACUGCACCAGCUUGUGAAGUGGGUGUUUGCUCAGUACCGACGUUUCCAGUCAAUGGUGUUGUGGAGUUCAAGAGCACGGAUAUGGGAUCUUUGGCAUCAUUUCAGUGCAAUUUAGGCUACAACAUGACUGGAAGUCCAACAAGUAUUUGUCAACUAAUUGGCACUCAGUUGCAGUGGUCUGACAAGACACCAAAUUGUACAGUGAUAAAGUGUCCAAGCCUCUCUCAUCCUUUGAAUGGCUAUUUAUUAAGGCAUGAUGUUUCUUACAACACGACUGUCUCUUUUGGCUGCAAUCCUGGUUAUCGUUUGAAGAAACAUUGGACAAUAACUUGUCUAAUUUCAGGCCAGUGGAGUGGUGCCUCACCUCAUUGUGAAUUGGCAAAGUGCUUGGUACCUCGACCUCCUCUUAAUGGACAAGCGUUAUACAACAGUACCAGGUUUGGAUCGUUGGUGUUAUUUCAGUGCAACUCUGGCUACAAGUUGGUGGGAAGUACAACUAGUUCGUGCAAACUACGUGGCUCUCAACUCCAAUGGUCUAGGCAACUGCCCACUUGUCAAUUGAUUGUAUGUCCUACUCUGUCUGGACCAAUGAAUGGCUGGCUGUCAAUAUCUGAUGUUGGCAAUAGCAAAUUAGUGACUUACAAUUGUAAUCCAGGCUAUCAUCUUAAGAAUGGAAAUGUCACAAGAUAUUGUUUAAUCUCAGGCGCAUGGAAUGGUACUGCACCUUCUUGUGAAGAGACUGUGUGCCCAAUACUGAUUCGUCCACUUGAUGGUGUAAUAAAGUUUCACAACACAAAAUUGGGCUCUUCAGCAUCAUUUCAAUGCAACGUUGGCUACAACAUGUCUGGAAGUGCAAGAGUUACGUGUCAGCUACAUGAAUUAAAAGUGCAGUGGUCUGACAAGCCACCAGUCUGUCAUUUGAUAAGAUGUCCAAGUCUGUUUCGUCCUCGAAAUGGCUAUAUAUCAAGCAAUGAGUUUACCUACAACAAGUCAGUUAAUUAUGGAUGUAAUCCAGGCUAUCGUCUUAGUCUUGAGAAGGGAAGUAAGACAAGAACUUGUUUGAUCUCAGGCCAGUGGAGUGGCAGACCACCAUAUUGUCAACCAUUAAAGUGUUCAAAACUUAUGGAUCCACUGAAUGGUCGAGUUUUAUACAGCAGCCGAAAAUUGCACUCUUCUGCUUUAUUUGAGUGCAGUUCUGGCUACAGGCUGGAUGGAAGUAGAACGGUUAAUUGCAGAUUAAAUGGCUCUCUACUUCAAUGGUCUAAUCAACUGCCUACUUGUCAAGCUAUACGAUGUUCAAGUUUGUCUCCACCUGUCAAUGGGUCUUUGUCAGGGUCAAAGUUUUCGUACAACAAAUCAGUUGUGUACAGCUGCAAUCGUGGUUACAAUCUUGAGAAUGGAAACAAGAUAAGAACUUGUUUAAUGUCAGGCCAUUGGAGUGGCAAAGCUCCCAGUUGCCAACGUGCAGCAUGUCCUGCUUUGUUCAAUCCAGUCAAUGGUAUUGUUCAGUACAUUGGCACAAAUUCUCGGUCGACAGCCUUGUUUCAUUGUCAUGUGGGGUACAAGCUGAUAGGAAGCACAGUUCUAACUUGUGUUCUACGCAGAUCUCAUUUGCAGUGGUCUAACCAACCACCGACAUGCCGGAAAAUACAGUGUCCAAAAUUACAUUCUCUUGUAAAUGGCUAUUUGUCGUCCAGCAAUGAUUCCUACAAUGCAUCGGUAACUUACAUGUGCAAUUCAGGCUAUCAUAUAAGAAAUGGGGAUCAAACAAGAACAUGCCUGAGUACUGGACGGUGGUCUGGUAGGGUUCCUUAUUGUGAGCGUGUGGCAAAGUGCUUGGUACCUCGACCUCCUCUUAAUGGACAAGCGUUAUACAACAGUACCAUGUUUGGAUCGUUGGUGUUAUUUCAGUGCAACUCUGGCUACAAGUUGGUGGGAAGUACAACUAGUUCGUGCAAACUACGUGGCUCUCAACUCCAAUGGUCUAGGCAACCGCCCACUUGUCAAUUGAUUGUAUGUCCUACUCUGUCUGGACCAAUGAAUGGCUGGCUGUCAAUAUCUGAUGUUGGCAAUAGCAAAUUAGUGACUUACAAUUGUAAUCCAGGCUAUCAUCUUAAGAAUGGAAGUGCCACAAGAUAUUGUUUAGUCUCAGGCGAGUGGAAUGGAACUGCACCAGCUUGUGAAGUGGGUGUUUGCUCAGUACCGACGUUUCCAGUCAAUGGUGUUGUGGAGUUCAAGAGCACGGAUAUGGGAUCUUUGGCAUCAUUUCAGUGCAAUUUAGGCUACAACAUGACUGGAAGUCCAACAAGUAUUUGUCAACUAGUUGGCACUCAGUUGCAGUGGUCUGACAAGACACCAAAUUGUACAGUGAUAAAGUGUCCAAGCCUCUCUCAUCCUUUGAAUGGCUAUUUAUUAAGGCAUGAUGUUUCUUACAACACGACUGUCUCUUUUGGCUGCAAUCCUGGUUAUCGUUUGAAGAAACAUUGGACAAUAACUUGUCUAAUUUCAGGCCAGUGGAGUGGUGCCUCACCUCAUUGUGAAUUGGCAAAGUGCUUGGUACCUCGACCUCCUCUUAAUGGACAAGCGUUAUACAACAGUACCAGGUUUGGAUCGUUGGUGUUAUUUCAGUGCAACUCUGGCUACAAGUUGGUGGGAAGUACAACUAGUUCGUGCAAACUACGUGGCUCUCAACUCCAAUGGUCUAGGCAACUGCCCACUUGUCAAUUGAUUGUAUGUCCUACUCUGUCUGGACCAAUGAAUGGCUGGCUGUCAAUAUCUGAUGUUGGCAAUAGCAAAUUAGUGACUUACAAUUGUAAUCCAGGCUAUCAUCUUAAGAAUGGAAAUGUCACAAGAUAUUGUUUAAUCUCAGGCGCAUGGAAUGGUACUGCACCUUCUUGUGAAGAGACUGUGUGCCCAAUACUGAUUCGUCCACUUGAUGGUGUAAUAAAGUUUCACAACACAAAAUUGGGCUCUUCAGCAUCAUUUCAAUGCAACGUUGGCUACAACAUGUCUGGAAGUGCAAGAGUUACGUGUCAGCUACAUGGAUUAAAAGUGCAGUGGUCUGACGAGCCACCAGUCUGUCAUUUGAUAAGAUGUCCAAGUCUGUUUCGUCCUCGAAAUGGCUAUAUAUCAAGCAAUGAGUUUACCUACAACAAGUCAGUUAAUUAUGGAUGUAAUCCAGGCUAUCGUCUUAGUCUUGAGAAGGGAAGUAAGACAAGAACUUGUUUGAUCUCAGGCCAGUGGAGUGGCAGACCACCAUAUUGUCAACCAUUAAAGUGUUCAAAACUUUUGAAUCCACUGAAUGGUCGAGUUUUAUACAGCAGCCGAAAAUUGCACUCUUCUGCUUUAUUUGAGUGCAGUUCUGGCUACAGGUUGGAUGGAAGUGGAACGGUUAAUUGCAGAUUAAAUGGCUCUCUACUUCAAUGGUCUAAUCAACUGCCUACUUGUCAAGCUAUACGAUGUUCAAGUUUGUCUCCACCUGUCAAUGGGUCUUUGUCAGGGUCAAAGUUUUCGUACAACAAAUCAGUUGUGUACAGCUGCAAUCGUGGUUACAAUCUUGAGAAUGGAAACAAGAUAAGAACUUGUUUAAUGUCAGGCCAUUGGAGUGGCAAAGCUCCCAGUUGCCAACGUGCAGCAUGUCCUGCUUUGUUCAAUCCAGUCAAUGGUAUUGUUCAGUACAUUGGCACAAAUUCUCGGUCGACAGCCUUGUUUCAUUGUCAUGUGGGGUACAAGCUGAUAGGAAGCACAGUUCUAACUUGUGUUCUACGCAGAUCUCAUUUGCAGUGGUCUAACCAACCACCGACAUGCCGGAAAAUACAGUGUCCAAAAUUACAUUCUCUUGUAAAUGGCUAUUUGUCAUCCAGCAAUGAUUCCUACAAUGCGUCGGUAACUUACAUGUGCAAUUCAGGCUAUCAUAUAAGAAAUGGGGAUCAAACAAGAACAUGCCUGAGUACUGGACUGUGGUCUGGUAGGGUUCCUUAUUGUGAGCGUGGCUUUUGCCCAAGACCCAAAAAUGUGGUCAAUGGUACCGUGCACUUUAACAGCACGAGACUGGGAGCACGAGCAUUAUUUAGAUGCAAGGCAGGGUACAAGUUAGUUGGACGCAAAAUUGUUAUUUGUCAGGCAAAUGGUGCUCGACUAGACUGGUCAGACCCACCACCAACUUGUUUAUUAAUUACUUGUCCAGUUCUGUUUCGUCCUGUGAAUGGCGACUUCUCAGGCACUGGUAAUCAUUAUCGACAAUCGGUUACCUACAGCUGCAAACCAGGCUAUCACCUGGUGAGUGGAAGCAAGAGAAGAAAUUGUCUAAUCUCAGGUCAAUGGAGUGGUACAGCUCCUUUUUGUCUAGGUCACAUUUGCGUUCCAAUGUCAGAGCUGACUAAUCUUACAACGCCUUACAACAUUACAGACAACCCAGUUCAAACAUUUUUGUCAACUCAAUGUGAGAAAGGACAUGAGUCGAAAAGAAUUGUAGUUCCAAUUUGUCCAGAAAACAGCUCCAAGGAACAGUGGUUACAUCUGCCAUCAUCAUGCCAACGUAAAAGAUGUCCAACACCAGUAGCUCUCCUUAAUGGCAGCAUGUUUGGUGAUAACUUCACUUAUGACUCUUCAAUAACGUACCAAUGCAACAGAGAGUAUCAGUUAACAUUUGGGAAUAAGCGAAGAAAAUGUCUGAGUACUGGACAGUGGAGUGGCUUUACACCAUAUUGCCAGCAUAAAUGCAGUGUGCUUGGCAACUGCAGGCUAACUGAAGAAUGCAAGGUCAAUAGUAGUGGGCAUGCAGUCUGUAAGUGCAUUCCAAUAGACUUGUGUCCUUCAAACCAUGAACCAGUCUGUGGCACUGAUGCUGAGACGUAUCAAAACGAAUGUAGGUUGAGAGUGAAAAGCUGCCAUGCAGGCAGACAUGACAUAGAUAUAGCUGGUCAUGAUAACUGUGGCUUUGGUGGUAUUUGUAAUUUGGAUCGCCCUCGUCCAGCUCCUGGAUCAAAUUGCCGACGGUACAGUUAUCGCUACUGGUUUAAUUCAACGUCUCAGGCGUGUGAGCAAUAUGAACAUGGGCCUUGUUUUGAGGGAAAACAUAGUUUUCUUAGUUCUGGUGACUGCAAGACUACAUGCAUCAAAACUGACGUUUGUAGUCUUCCGUUUGAUGCUGGUAAAUGCAACGCAGCAAAUGAAACACGAUGGUUUUUCAACAUCACAACACAACGUUGUGAAUCAUUUCAGUAUGGAGGCUGCUUUGGCAACGAGAAUAACUUUAUCACAGAGACACAGUGUCAGAAGAAAUGCCCUAAGUGUGUGUGCUCUUCAUCGCUGAACUUGAGACAAGCCACAAAUCAGUAUGAUGCAGUUUCUGUGUUACGCAUAACGUCUAACAGAAAGGAGAACAAUGGCAAAAUCACAUACAACAUUAAUAUUAUCUCUAUCUGUCAAUUGAAGAAGAGAGUACAGAUAUCUAAGAAGGCUAAAGGCACUGUUUUGUCUGUAAUCGAAUCGGACAAAGGAGGUUGUGUGUGUCCCAAGUUGGUGAAAAAUAAAACAUACAAGGUAGCAGUCAAUAGAAUGAAGACGUCAACGUCGAAAAAACUGUUUCUGCGACUCCCUCGUCAGUUCUAUGUGAAAGAGGCUUCACGAUGCUGACGUGUUACAAUGUACUUGAGCUGCUGGUCUUGAGCUGCUUGAACAGACCAGGUAUCAGAUCAAAGUGACAUUAUUACAGCUACUGUUGUGAUGAUAGUAGUUGGUUGAUGUAUAGAGUGAGACUAGAUAUUAUAAGGCGACUAUUGUCUUUGUAGUGUAGAGCUAAUAAUUAUCAAUGAAGUACAGAUGAAAGCUCACUUAUUGGAUGGGCAAAAUGUUGGCCAAACCCCAACCUAACAACUAAAAUAGAAGUCUACACAGGGGUGUAGUUGGUCUGGGCUAUGGCAAGUGGCCAUGGUUAGGUGUAUCAAACAGUUUGU
Messenger RNA from Corticium candelabrum, 6632 nucleotides. Its product is annotated as sushi, von Willebrand factor type A, EGF and pentraxin domain-containing protein 1-like. The record is from RefSeq and is a predicted model, not a curated record. Gene Ontology annotation, molecular function: serine-type endopeptidase inhibitor activity; protein binding. The transcript has 34 exons. Bases 40 to 6312 code for a protein of 2090 amino acids. NCBI's taxonomy places the organism in Eukaryota, Metazoa, Porifera, Homoscleromorpha, Homosclerophorida, Plakinidae.